UCGUCGUUGACGUCCUCGUCUUCCAAAGCUGGAAUUUGCGUUUUCUAUUGUCUUGGCGUUCAUCAAGGGGGGUGAACUACUGAACGCUUUGGUUUUAUAAGUCUCAACGAAGGCUUGAGAUUUUGUUUGUCUCUUCCACUUUUUCUUCUUCGUUGAGGAUCUAGGGCUAGGGUUUCUUCUUUGGUUCUGGUUCAGUCUCUGAGAGAGAGAGAGAGAGACAUUGUACGGACAUGGCGUCGCAGCAGCACCUGGACAAGAUGCAGCUCCGCCAGAAUUUCCGCAAUCUCUGGCACACCGAUCUCAUGGGGACCAUAAAGGCUGACACUCGCUAUUGCUGCUUUGCGUUAUGGUGUGCUCCAUGUGUAUCAUACAUGCUCCGGAAACGAGCUCUUUAUGAUGACAUGUCAAGAUAUGUAUGCUGUGCUGGUUACAUGCCUUGUAGCGGCAGGUGUGGAGAAAGUAAAUGUCCCGAAUUUUGCCUAGCCACUGAGGUUUUUCUCUGCUUUGGAAAUUCAGUAGCCUCAACCCGGUUUUUGUUACAAGAUCAAUUUAAUAUACAGACAACACAAUGUGAUAAUUGCAUCAUUGGUUUCAUGUUCUGCCUACAACAAAUUGCAUGCAUCUUUUCCAUAGUUGCAAUGAUUGUUGGAAGUGAGGAAAUUUCAGAGGCUUCUCAAUUAUUGUCUUGUUUGGCGGACAUGGUGUACUGCACGGUUUGCGCAUGUAUGCAGACACAACACAAGAUCGAAAUGGACAAGCGCGAUGGCAUGUUUGGGCCACCAGUAAUGGCAGUGCCCCCUAUGCAACAGAUGUCUCGCUUUGACCAGGCAAUUCCUCCAUCCGUUGGCUAUGCACCUCAACCUCAACCAGCAUAUGGACAGCCCUAUGGUUACCCACCUCCUCAGGCACAAGGUUAUCCAGCUGCUUAUCCACAACAUGGCUAUUCUAGGUGAUGUUGUUACAAUGUUACUGGUUGAUUUGCAAUGUCAGGUGAUUUUUCAGUGCUACAUGUUGGUUUGCAACUAAUGUUACUUUGAAGUUCCAACUUGUGUAUCCAUCUGGACGAAGCACUUGAGUCUUUGAUUUUUACUUGCAUAGGGGUGAUGAGAACAGUGAUAUAUUUGUGUGUGAUUUCGGUUUUUAUUGCCAAUUGAACUUCAAAAAUUAUAAAUAAAUCCUAGCUUCUUGUCC
This is a messenger RNA of Alnus glutinosa, 1191 nucleotides long. RefSeq lists its product as uncharacterized. NCBI's taxonomy places the organism in Eukaryota, Viridiplantae, Streptophyta, Magnoliopsida, Fagales, Betulaceae. The coding region runs from base 231 to 953 and encodes 240 amino acids. The record is from RefSeq and is a predicted model, not a curated record. The transcript has 8 exons.